AUGGAACAACAAAUGCCCGAACACGACGGCGAAGUUUUCGUCCAGGAUGUCGAAGUCGAGCGCGCCGGGCUGGCCGGUGCCGAGGUAGCUGAACGUGACCACCCAGCCGCCCUGCGACUGGCCGGCCGUCAGGCCGGCGGUGGGCAGCAGGCCGUCGAGGUAGCCGCGGGAGGCCAGGGUGGUGUCGGGCUGCACGACGAGGCUGUCCCAGCUGGCGGGAGACGCCUGCAGCGUCAGCGAGGCGAAGCUGGUCUCGGGGAAGUAGACGCUGAACUCGGAGACGCUGGGCGGCGUGCCGUCGGCAUGCAGCGUGAAGGCCACCCGCCAGUCCGUGCCGCCGAGCCAUUCAUAGACGGCAUCGAUGCCGGCGGCCUGCGCGGAACUGCAAGCCAGCGCGAUCGCGCACACACCACUGGGCCAUUUGACGGACUUCAUCGGGACUCUCCGGUUGCGCAGCCGUGCCCACGGAAAACAGGCCGUUUCGGCCCUGCGAUUCGUGGGGGGUCAGCAGACCGCCGGGGCCGUGCAGGCCGACGCGACCUGCGUGCCGUCGGCCGCCGGGUUGCGCUUGCCCACGACGACGACGCGCGGCAGUUGCUGCACCUGCACCUCGGCCGUCUGCGGCUCGGCGCGGCGGCCUUCGAUGACGACGCGUUCGAGCUGGAUGACUUCUUCGGCCGGCACGUUGAGCGUCAUCCACGUGGCGCCGGUCAGCGCGAUGAGGGCGACGAGGACGGCGGCGCUGGCGGCCUGCAGGCGGCUGGCGCGGGUGCUGGUGGUGCUGAUGCGGUUCAUGUGUAUGGCUCCCGUUUGAUCUGCGUCGCACUGUGCCCACUCAGGCUGGGCGGCAUCACGGACCUGAACCUGCUGGCGGACAUCAAGCCAGGCUUUGUCGACGCGCUGGAGGUCGUCACCUACGUCGACCGGCUGCGCAAGGUGCUGCGCACGCUCAACGGCCUGCGCCUGGGCUCGCGCGAAUCGAGCGCGCCGGCGUCGCCGUACACCGACAUCGUCGCCCGCUGGCGCAUCGUCCACUCCUUCCGCUGGAGCAUCGUCGACGGCAAGGACGGCGCGCCCGACCGGCUGCUGCUGUCCGUCAACUUCGACGGUGGCUGGGAGCCCUACAUGCGGGUCAUCUGGGACCAGCUCGGCUCCACGCUGGACCUGAUGCUGUGCCACACCGAGAACUACACGCUGUCGCGCGACUGCAGCUUCGAGACCUACGCGCGCUGGGUGCGCGAGCACGAGGUGUCGGCCGACUUCCUGUUCAUCGAAUCCGGCCGCACGCUGCGCUUCCCCGCCGCCGAGCCGGGCGAGAACUUCACCGCGGCCGACGACAAGCGGCUGAAGGAACUGGCCGACGCGCUGACCGUCAACACGGGCCUGGCGCUGAUGGCCAUCGAGCCCAUGCGCAGCAACGCCGCCGACAAGGAGCACUUCGGCUUCAAGGACGGCAUCAGCCAGCCCACGCUGGCCGGCACCGGCACGCCGGGCCAGGCCUGGGACGACCAGGUCAAGACCGGCGAGGUGCUGCAGGGCUUCCCGACCGAGCGCGACAAGGGCUACGCCGUGCCCGAGCAGCCCGACGCGCUGCUGGACCGCGGCAGCUUCCUCGUCGUGCGCAAGCUGCGCCAGUACACCGGCCGCUUCAGCAAGCGCACCUACCAGGAGGCCAAGAAGAUCGGGCUGGACCACGACCUCGUGCUCGCCAAGCUGAUGGGCCGCUGGCAGGACGGCCGGCCGCUGGCCGCGCCCGAGACGCCCGGCGCCGGCAACGACUUCAACUACGCCAAGGACGCGCAGGGCUCGGCCUG
This is a messenger RNA of Ostertagia ostertagi, 1814 nucleotides long. The record is from the annotation of a GenBank genome assembly. Lineage: Eukaryota; Metazoa; Nematoda; Chromadorea; Rhabditida; Trichostrongylidae.